This is a messenger RNA of Rubroshorea leprosula, 393 nucleotides long. NCBI's taxonomy places the organism in Eukaryota, Viridiplantae, Streptophyta, Magnoliopsida, Malvales, Dipterocarpaceae. The record is from the annotation of a GenBank genome assembly.
CAUCAAACACUAGCAGUUGGUGAUGAGGCUUUGCAAGCCAUCGUUCCACAUGGAGCCUCCGUUACAACUAGAUCCGACUGACCUCCUCGUGUACGAAGACAUCUUCGAUGAUCCACUCGCUGCCUCUCACCUGCCUCCACUGAUCUCAAGAACCAUCGUUAAUCCCAUCGACUCUUCUGAUCUGAGCUACUGCACUAGAUUCCUCCUCCACCACCCUUCUGAUUCCAUGGGCCUCUCUGGCCUCUCGUCCUCUUGCAAUCCUUCAGAACUCAAAUUCGGGGAUGUGGCAGACGCCGUACACUUGUGAGAGGGUCCCACAAAUGCACAAGUCUCGAAACUUAUCAUACCACAAUUUGAUACCACAAAAUUUGAAGAUAAAAUUUUAAAAUUUGU